UUCUGCCAGCUGCCAAUGUCCCAGCUGACCGCCACCCCGGCAAGUGCUCUAGCAGAUGAGCCAGUGCAUAUCCGAGUGACAGGCCUGACCCCGUUGCAGAUAGUGACCCUCACGGCAUCCCUGAAGGAUGAGAAGGGGUAUGUGUUCCAGUCUCAAGCCUUCUACAGGGCAAACGAGGUUGGUGAACUGGACCUAACAGAGGCUUCUUCAUUUGGAGGAGACUAUGUGGGGGUCCACCCAAUGGGUCUCUUCUGGUCUCUGAAGCCCAAGAAGGCUUUCCGGAGGCUGCUUAAGCAGGAUGUGAUGAACAGCCCCUUUUGGGUCACUCUGAAUGUCUAUGACUCAGUUUUUCUGCAAGUUUCCACCACAGAUCAGCCUAAGGCCAGCCAGAUGGUACAGCGCUGGUUCUCGGGCCCUGGGGUACAGCGGGUGCAGAUCCGGGAAGGUCGUGUGCGAGGAGCCCUUUUUCUCCCUCCAGGGGAAGGUCCUUUCCCAGGGAUCAUGGAUUUGUUUGGGGGCCGAGGGGGUCUGGUUGAAUUUCGAGCCAGUCUUUUGGCUUCCCAUGGCUUUGCAGUGCUGGCAUUAGCAUAUUUUGGCUAUGAAGAUCUGCCUGCGGAACUGGGGGAGAUCGACCUGGAAUAUUUUGAGGAAGCUGCUAACUUGCUACUAGCUCAUCCCAAGAUCCAACCGCCAGGAAUCGGACUAUUCUCUGUGAGCAAAGGUGCAGAGAUCGCGCUGGCCAUGGCCUGCUUCCUGAAGCAGGUGGUAGCCACCGUCUGCAUCAACGGGACCAACGCCAUCUAUGAAUUUCCGCUCAGGUACAAAGAUCUGGUUAUAACACCCAUCCCCACGUUUCUGGAGCGCCUGCAGUUUGAUGUCUUAGGGGCCGGGCGCUUCCGCCACUACAGGGGGAAUGCCCGGGAUGAACUGAAUCAGAAGAGCGUGCUUCCUAUUGAAAAGGCCCAGGGUCCGAUCCUCUUCAUUGUAGGAGAGAGUGAUGAGUGCUUGAAUAGCAAGGACUAUGCGGAGCAGGCCCUGGAGCAGCUGAGGAGCCACGGGAAGAACAAUGGAAGGAUGCUGGUAUACCCUGGGGCUGGCCACCUCAUAGAGCCUCCCUACACACCCCUGUGUUAUGCUUCCCCACAAAGCAACUUUUCCCGGCUCUUGCUCUGGGGAGGGGAGCCGGUUGCCCACGCGGCAGCCCAGGAGCACUCCUGGGGAGAGAUCCAGAAGUUCUUCAGGGAACACCUUACUGAAACCAGAAGAAAACUCUGAGCAAGGGCUAAGGGUGAUGAUGCACUGGGGAGAUAAUGAAAGGAAGGCAGGGAUAUGAUGGA
This is a messenger RNA of Hyaena hyaena (striped hyena), 1337 nucleotides long. Its product is annotated as acyl-coenzyme A amino acid N-acyltransferase 2-like. Gene Ontology annotation, cellular component: peroxisome. The transcript is spliced from 3 exons. Gene Ontology annotation, biological process: acyl-CoA metabolic process; fatty acid metabolic process. The coding region runs from base 16 to 1275 and encodes 419 amino acids. The record is from RefSeq and is a predicted model, not a curated record. NCBI's taxonomy places the organism in Eukaryota, Metazoa, Chordata, Mammalia, Carnivora, Hyaenidae. Gene Ontology annotation, molecular function: fatty acyl-CoA hydrolase activity.